GGGGAGAAAUGCCAGAUAUAGGUGAAGGGGAGGAAGGCAGCAAAUCACACUGCCACCUGUGUACCUAUGCAACUAUCUUGCAUGUUCUUCACAUGUAUCCCAAAACCUAAAAUGCAAUAAAAUAAAAUUAAAAUUAAAAAAAUUAAAAAGAAAAAAGAGGGCAGUAAAAAAGACAAAAUAAAAACAAAAAAUGGGCCAGGCGAGGUGGCUCACACCUGUAAUCCCAGCACUUUGAGAGGCCGAGGUGGGUGGAUCACAGGUCAGGAGUUCAAGACCAGCCUGGCCAACAUGGUGAAACCCCGACUCUACUAAAAAUACAAAGAGUAGCCGACUGUAAUCCCAGCUACUCAGGAGGCUGAGGCAGGAGAAUUGCUUGAACCCAUGAUGUGGAGCUUGCAGUGAUUCAAGAUCACACCACUGCACUCCAGCCUGGGCAACAGAGUAAGACUCCAUCUCAAAAAAAAAAAAAAAAAAAAAUGAAGGCAGUUAUUUCUUCAGCAGUGUUCCACAUAUUUACUCCCUGACAGAGGUAAUAUUCAAAAUGCCUAAUAACUGUUCAAAAACAGGCUCCCAGUGGCACCCAGUCUCUGUGAGAAAACCAAGAUGAGGUUUCACAUCUAAAUCUAACUGGAUUUCUAGUCAAUUCUCAAGGAAUCGGUAAUUGGGAAAGAGAUCUUAUAACUCAGAGGAAAAGUGAGUGAGCUCCAAAUCCUCCAGAGACAGUCAAACCAGUAUAGCCAGUCUAGUAAAAUGAGCAUUUUCAGUUUAGAUGGUGAGAACUAAUAUUCUGCCCCUGAAAACUCUGCCUAAUUUGGCUUGUCAUCAUUUGCUCAGGCAGUUGAAUUAAUAGAGAUGUCCAACCCUGAAAAGGGAGCCAAAUUAAGAAUUGUAAGGACAAAGCAGGAAAGGAGAGUAAACUAUGGAAAUGUGUUAGAUACCAAGAACUCUAUUCUGGAGUUAAUGAUUAAUGGGUAUUAGUCAAUUAAUAUGGUAAAUAUAACACAGAAAAGGUGAUUUUAAAAAGAAAUGGUUUUUUUGAUCUGGAGGAUUUGCCCAGUGGCAGGUGGGAGAAGCAAUGGUUUUUAAACAUCUACCUGUAUUCAAAAUAAUAUAUUCUAAAAUGUUGAUAUCCUCUUUAAUCCCACCUAUUCCUAUCAAAUUUAAAGGAAGGUGUAUUACAAGCUCACCUGGUGCAAGAUCUAUUUUGGGCAUUUUUCCUGAGUAAAUGGAAUGGAUAAUCACUACUAAAGAGCGUUCUGACUUUGGAAACACAGGAACCUGCCAAAUGAUUUAAAUUGUUUCCUUCAAGUAGCAUUAGUAACUAGGAAAUUGAUAUGUCAGUAAGAAGCAUACAGUUCUUGUCAGUAGGAAUAUAUUAAUCUUGAGAAUAUGAUUAACCAACAAAACACUGCUUGACAAAUGUCAAAGUCAAGAACUUUGAAAUGAGUCAUUAUCUAAAAGUAAGUGCUGAAUUGCACCAGGUCCCAUGAAUUUGAAGAACGUGAUUUUGGAUAAUGUUCAUACCCAUAGUCAAAUAUUAGAGGAACUGCUUAUGCUCCAGAUAACUGGUCUUUUACAUAGUUAAGAAAAAAACUUUCCUCACAAAAAAUGUUGAGGUGUUUUUCAUCACCAAAUAUAUCCAGUUAAUCAAUUAUUAUUUGGAAUUCUGAACUCCCAUCAAAUUAUAGAUAACUUAAGGAACCAUAAAAAAUACUAAGGGCCGGGUGCAGUGGCUCACACCUAUAAUCCCAGCAGUUUGGGAGUCCAAGGCAGGAGGAUCACUUGAGCUCAGGAGUUCAAGACCAGCCUGGCCAACAUGGUGAAACCCUGUCUCUACCAAGCAUAUAAAAAAUUAGCUGGGUGCAGUAGCAUGAGCCUGUGGGGUCCCAGCUACCUGGGAGGCUGAGAUGGGAGAAUCUCUUGAGCCCUAGAUGCGGAGGUUGCAGUGAGUCAAGAUCAUACCACUGAACUCCAGCCUGAGUGACAGAGUGAGACCCCAUAACAUACUAAGAAUAAUUCAGAUGAGUCCAGGUCUUUCUGGUAGCAUUUAGCAUAUAAAGCUCUUCUCAUUAUUCAUCAGCUCAGAUGAUUCAUUGUCUAAUCUACAGUCCCAGAUUUCUUAAAAUGCACUGGUAUAUUUGUGCUAAUAUAAAAUGAUGUAUCAUAUAAAAUUUAAAGUAGAUACAUUUGCACCUAAUUAUUUUUUUAAGUUAGUUGAUUAAUUCCUAGGAUAUUCAGAUAAUAAAUAAACUUACCAUUUGUUAUUGAGGUACAAUAAAAGGUUUACACUUUUUUUUUUACUCAAAUAGAGUAAAAUGAAAGCUUAAAUUGAAUUUAGUAGAUAGGAUUAAAAUCAGCUUUGCCUGGGCUUCUAAGCAGUUAUCCAGAAGUAAAGGUACCCUACCUUCCAGUAGCCAAAUUAAGUUAUAAUAUAUAUAUAUAUAUUUCAACCCCUACUAUAUAUAUAUAUAUAAAGAUGGGGUUUCACCGUGAUGGCCAGGCUGGUCUUGAACUCCUAACCUCAGGUGAUCCACCCACCUCGGCCUCCCAAAGUGCUAAGAUUACAGGCAUGAGCCACCGUGCCUGGCCUUAUAAAAUAGUUUUUAUCUCCACAUUUGGGCUUAUCCUUUGCUUAGUGUCAUAUGUUCAAAUUAAGAAUUCUUGGACCCUUUUCACAAGAUGGCGUCGAAAGCGAAGAAGGACAUUCCUGCCCCUCCUAAAGCCAAAGCCAAAGUGAAGGCUUUAAAGGCCGAGAAGGCAGCAUUGAAAGGUGUCCACAGCCACAAAAAAAAGAAGAUCCGCACGUCACCCACCUUCUGGUGGCCCAAGACACUGCGACUCCGGAGGCAGCCCAAAUAUCCUCGGAAGAGCGCCCCCAGGAGAAACAAACUUGACCACUAUGCGAUCAUCAAGUUUCCACUGACCACUGAGUCUGCCAUGAAGAAGAUAGAAGGCAACAACACAGUUGUGUUCAUUGUGGAUGUUAAAGCCAACAAGCACCAGAUCAAACAGGCUGUGAAGAAACUCUAUGACAUUGAUGUGGCCAAGGUCAACACUCUGAUUCGGCCUGAUGGAGGGAAGAAGGCAUAUGUUCGACUGGCUCCUGAUUACGAUGCUUUGGAUGUUGCCAACAAAAUUGGGAUCAUCUAAACUGAGUCCAGCUGGCUAAUUCUAAAUAUAUGUAUAUCUUUGCACCAUAAAAAAAAAAAAGAAUUAUUUGGGGCUGGGCAUGGUGGCUCAUGCCUGUAAUCCCAGCGCUUUGGGAAGCCGAGGCAGGUGGAUCACUUGAGGCCAAGAGUUUGAGACCAGCCUAGCCAAAAUGGCAAAACCCUGUCUCUUUAAAAUAAAAUAAAAUAAAAUAUUUUUUUAAUUAAAAAAAAUUCUUUGGAGUUUUUCUGAUCUUAUGCCUUACUAUAUAUUUCUUAUGAUAAGCAAAGCCAAAUUAUUAUGCCUUACAACCUAUUUCUUACA
Messenger RNA from Callithrix jacchus (white-tufted-ear marmoset), 3471 nucleotides. The record is from RefSeq and is a predicted model, not a curated record. NCBI's taxonomy places the organism in Eukaryota, Metazoa, Chordata, Mammalia, Primates, Cebidae.